Molecule: messenger RNA, 405 nt
Organism: Cephus cinctus (wheat stem sawfly)
Lineage: Eukaryota; Metazoa; Arthropoda; Insecta; Hymenoptera; Cephidae
Exons: 1
Coding region: 1-405 (134 amino acids)
Source: RefSeq, a predicted model, not a curated record
AUGUCUAAGUCUACGGAAAAUCAGGAUAUAAAUGAAGCCUUUGACAAUUUGUUACUUGGGGAGGAAAUAGCUGAGAGAUCAGGCUACGAAGAAGGUUUUAAACUUGGUCAGGCUCAACCUCACGAAGGAUAUCAUCUUGGUUAUCAUAGAGCAAGUUUACUCGCAGCACAGCUUGGAUUCUAUAGUGGAGUUUUGGAGUACUAUUUGAAAACGGAGUCUCUGAGUGAAAAAGCUACUAAGCUUGCAGAGAAACUCAGAAAAGAUAUUGAGAGCUUUCCGAUAAUCAAUGAUGACAGUGUAGACAUUUUAAAAACAUUAGACGACAUAAAAUUUGGAUAUACCAAAUUUUGCUCAUUGGCCAAAAUUAAUCCCUUGUAUCCUGAAGCUGAUCAGCUUGAUUUUUAA